This is a messenger RNA of Sphenostylis stenocarpa, 309 nucleotides long. The record is from the annotation of a GenBank genome assembly. Lineage: Eukaryota; Viridiplantae; Streptophyta; Magnoliopsida; Fabales; Fabaceae.
AUGCAUGAUCAGAGGUCCCCAGCACAGAAAGGGUGUGAAAGAAGUAUUUACCCAUCUGAUCAUUCAGUCCAUGGUGAAGAUAAUUCCAAUCCUCAUACUGUCUUUGGGUUAUCUAAACACUGGUUAAACAGAAGUGGCAGAAAAGAUGAAGAUGAUGAUGAUGGGGAGGCUUCACAAGGAAGAGGAACACGAACAUACGAUGGUUUUAGUGAAACACAGACAGAAUCUCAGGUUGUUAGUUAUGAAGAUGAUUUAUCAGGAAGGCAAAGGCUUAUAGAUAGAGUCCGAACUAGAAGUAGCAUGCAGUGA